UACAGGCCCAACCAGUCUGGAAAGAAUAGUGAAGGUGAACAGUCGGGCGGCAUUAUGUUUUGAUAGCGAUAGCCAUUAUUUUGGCCACCAUUUUGGUGUUCAAGGGUGUGAAGAUAUUCAACUAUAUAGACCACAUGGCUGGCAUCAUGGAGAUGAUACCAGGACCCACGCCAUAUCCCUUCGUGGGUAAUCUUUUUCAGUUUGGCCUCAAGCCAGACGAAUACCCCAAAAAAGGUCUUGCAAUAUUGUCGGAAAUACGAUUUUCAGGGAUUUCGUUCUCUGGUCUUCCUGCAGUACCACAUGAUGCUGAGUGAUCCGGCGGAAAUUCAGAACAUUCUGUCAAGUUCAUCGCUGCUGUACAAGGAGCACCUUUACUCCUUUUUGAGACCCUGGCUGGGGGACGGUCUGCUCACCAGUUCCGGUGCCCGCUGGCUAAAGCACCAGAAGCUCUACAUCCCCGCCUUCGAAAGACAGGCCAUCGAGGGAUACCUGCGGGUGAUUCAUCGGACGGGCGAACAAUUUGUCCAGAAGCUCGACGGUCUGUCGGCCACUCAGGAAAUCUUCGAUGCCCAGGAACUGGUUGCCAAGUGUACACUGGAUAUUGUGUGCGAAAACGCGACUGGCCAGGGCAGUAGCUCGCUGAAUGGAGAGCCCUCGGAUUUGCACGGCGCCAUCAAGGAAUUGUGCGAUGUGGUGCAGGAGCGCACCUUCAGCAUUGUGAAGCGGUUCGAUGCCUUGUUCCGACUUACCUCCUACUACUUGAAGCAGCGCCGAGCUCUGUCCCUCCUCCGCCGCGAACUAAAUCGGAUUAUUGCGCAACGUCGACACAAGUUGGCCCUGGUAAAUACAAGUCAGUCAGGGCAGCCAAUAAACAAACCCUUCCUCGACGUCCUGCUCUCUGCCAAACUAGAUGGCCGAGCCCUCAAGGAGCGGGAGAUUAUCGAGGAAAUUUCCACCUUCAUAUUUACCGGUCACGAUCCUAUAGCCGCCGCCUUAUCCUUCACCAUGUAUACUCUAUCCCGCCACUCGGCGAUUCAGCAAAAGGCUUUUGAAGAACAGCAGCGCAUCUUUGGCAAUAAUUUAUCGGGAGAGGCGGACUUGGUUUGCCUGGACAAGAUGUACUACCUGGAGGUGAUCAUUCGAGAAACCCUGCGAUUGUAUCCAUCUGUGCCGCUGAUUGCCCGAACCAACCGCAAACCCAUCGACAUUAAUGGCACCAAGGUGGCCAAGCGGACCACGGUGAUCAUGUGUCUCAUAGCCAUGGGCUACAAUGAAAAGUAUUUCGACGAUCCGUGCACCUUCCGUCCCGAGAGAUUCGAGAAUGCCAGCGGAAAUGUGGGCAUCGAGGCUUUUAAGAGUGUGCCAUUUAGUGCAGGCCCAAGGCGGUGCAUUGCUGAAAAGUUUGCCAUGUACCAAAUGAAGGCUCUGCUCUCACAGUUGGUGCGACGAUUUGAAAUCUUGCCGGCCGUAGAUGGACUUUCCCCCGGAAUCAACGACCAUUCCCGCGAGGACUGUGUCCCACAGAGCGAAUACGAUCCAGUAUUAAAUAUUCGAGUCACGCUGAAGUCGGAAAAUGGCAUUCAAAUCAGACUGAAAAAGCGAUGAGUUUAUCAAUUUAUGGUGCAAUACCAAACUUCUAAAUUAUAUUAAUAAACUGCGACCAUAGGU
Molecule: messenger RNA, 1668 nt
Organism: Drosophila gunungcola (fruit fly)
Lineage: Eukaryota; Metazoa; Arthropoda; Insecta; Diptera; Drosophilidae
Gene: Cyp4ad1
Product: probable cytochrome P450 4ad1
Exons: 9
Coding region: 301-1605 (434 amino acids)
Molecular function (GO): iron ion binding; heme binding; monooxygenase activity
Source: RefSeq, a predicted model, not a curated record